Molecule: messenger RNA, 2755 nt
Organism: Oncorhynchus gorbuscha (pink salmon)
Lineage: Eukaryota; Metazoa; Chordata; Actinopteri; Salmoniformes; Salmonidae
Product: DEP domain-containing protein 4-like
Exons: 9
Coding region: 1256-2755 (499 amino acids)
Biological process (GO): intracellular signal transduction
Source: RefSeq, a predicted model, not a curated record
AGAUCAGUGAGUGACUGAGUGAAAUGACUUAUCCCUAAUACGUACCUUUCAGAGAGGGGACCGGAUCAGGUGAAAGACAUGGCUGCAUUUGAUGUUGUCUCAUCACCUGGGGUGUGUUCAGUUCGCCUCAACGGUUGCUACGUUGUAUGAUGGUUUGUACUGCAUGACAAGUUUUCCCAAAAUGGUGCGCACCGUUCUUUAACAACCUUUGAAGCUACGUUUGGUGGUUGUGACGAGGUGUGGCCUGAUCAAUACGGGUCUGAAAUGGAAGUGAAUAAGGGAGAAUUAUCGAAGGUGGCAUGUGCAGUGAAGUUCAUAUGUGGUUUCAGGGUGGGUGAAAACAAAGUUGGGUGCAGUGGAAUCGGUGAAGGUAACCUGAAGUGGUCUUGUGAUAAUUGUUUGUGUUUCUGCCGGUCAGAGGGAGCGGGCGCUUCACGCCACACUCAUUGGGAAGGUAGCUGUGACUGGUUUUGCUCUCAAGAAAAGGGCACCAUUGAAAGGAGUGACUACUGGGGUAGUGGUAAAUGUGAAAGUGGACCAGCUGAAGGGAAAGAUUCCCAGAGUUUGUGAUGCUUGUCGUUUGGUGCGAUGCAAACAUUGUGGUGUGAAUGUAAAAAUAGAAGUCAUGGUCUGUUCUUUUGAGUUUUGAUGUUAAGUAUUUGCCUGACAAAGUGAUGUUAGGAAAUGUCAGUUAUCCCGUGCGAGCCUUUGUGCAGAAUCCAUUACGUUGUUACAGGUGUCAAGCUUAUGAGCAUCUGACAGCAGUGUGUAGGUGUGAGAAGUAUGCAGAAGGACAUAACACAAAGGAAUGAGUUUUAUUGGGGAAAGAAGUGGUAUGUGUUCAUUGUAUGGGUGCCUAUGGGGCUGGGGAUCCGAAGUGUCUGGUGAGAGGCAGGUUGAGGUUACCAGGGUUAGAGUAGUGUUGAGGAAGAUCGUGAGAAGAUUUGCUUUUUAGCGCUCAUCAAUGGACCGCAGAGAUGGAACUUACGUUACAGAAAAUAGAAGUUGUGGUGGCAGCUGCAGAGAAGUAUUUAGGUGUACGAGAUUUGACGUCAGAGUUAGGGUGUGUUGAGUGGUGGUGUCCAAACCUCCCAGGCCAUUGGCCUGAGGUUGGACCAGAUAGGUUUGAAUAGGGUGGUGGGUUUUUAAUGUGUAGGGUUAGAUGGCAGGGCAUUUAAAAAAAUGUAUUUUCCACUCAAAGUAUAAGGGAUUUAUACCCUAGUCUAGUUGGUGGCGGUAAUGCAACAUUUAUUGGAUGCCAGCCGCCGUUAAACCUCAACAAAGAAGAAGCUACGUCACAUCCUUUUUCACCAUGGCGGCUGAUUUAACUCCGAGGUUUAGACGAUUGAACAGUCAAACACGGAGCCUUCGUGAAAAUGUUCAACCAGGAUUCUCUGGGCCCUUCCACGCUACACAGCUGUGGCACAACAUCAUCCAGGCGCUGCAUACACAGGUGGAGGUGCGACGGCGGCGGCGCCACCUGUGUGUGCACCCUGACUGCUUCACAGGCUCUGACGCAGUAGACGCUGUGCUCAGCUACCUGAUGCAGAACGUCUUCUUCUGUGCCAGCGAGGUGUCACGUCUCAAGGCCGCCAGGCUCUGCCAGGCGCUCAUGGAGGCCAAGGUGUUUGAGGCGGUGGGGACCAAGCUGUUCCGCCGGGACAAGGAGGCCACUUUCGAAGACACGGGCUGCAGCCUCUACCGUUUCCAGGACUGCAGCUCGCUGCCUGGCUCAGCCAGGAAGGCUGGGAAGAGUGGGGACACCGAGAACAUGGCCCCUGAGGACUUAGUGAGGAAGAGGAAGAAAGGCUCUAGACUGAGUGAGCUGAGGACCAUCUCCAAUCCCCUCGCGCUGGGCCCCUCAGACCGGAGGGUAGAGAGGCUGCUGAAGAUCAUCAACCUGCAGCCCUCCCUCCCUAAAUCCAUUACCAAAGCCCCCACCACCAUCUUCCUUUCAAAGACAGUGGUGGAGGAGGUCUGGAAGCAGCAGACGUUGCUUCAGCUGCUGCAGACGGUGGAGCUACCUGUGCUGGACUGUAUCCUGGCGACUCCGACCCGGGGGGCCCAGCCCCACCCCCAGGCUGCCGCCCUGCAGCUGCUGCAGAGCCACCACCAGGACCUGGUCAUCUCCAACACCUGCCUGGACCGUGAGCUGCCCCAGACCCUCAACCUUCCCGAGCUGGACGCAUGGCUGGUGGCAGCCGCUGACUGCCUGGAGCUCUUCCCUGACCAGCUGAUCGUGUUGGCGGGGGAGCACCUCCUCCAGCAGGGCAGUACCACAGAGGGGGCAGAGAGGCUGGCCGGCCAGAAGAAACUGCUGUUUGACACCAUGGCCAAACACUAUGGAGGCCAGGAGAGGUCCCCGCUGCUCACCGGACGCUACCUGGACAUCCACACGGCCAUACUGGACCUGCUGGGUGAGACUGGCUGGUUGAGGAAUUAUGGUGGGGGGUUGUGUGAUAUAACCCCCACAUCGCUGAUUGAUGCUGUGAGGAGAACACUGCAAAUCCUGCAGCAAGGAAGAGAUCCAAACAACAUUGCGAUGUUUACGUUCUGCCAGCAGGUGUCGCUGCAGCAGUACCAGGAUCAGUGCGAGGCGGCCACCCUGGAGAGCCUGAAGCAGCUGAUCAGGGACAUCAGCCUGAGCAAGGCCCUGUCUGUCAAGGAGAGGAGGAGGCUGGUCAAGGAGUUCCAGAAGCACCAUCCCAUAGUCUUUCCUCCACUUUCUAGGGGGAAAGGGAAUAGGCAUGUUUGA